Stegodyphus dumicola is the source of this 1560-nucleotide messenger RNA. RefSeq lists its product as uncharacterized. The record is from RefSeq and is a predicted model, not a curated record. Lineage: Eukaryota; Metazoa; Arthropoda; Arachnida; Araneae; Eresidae.
AAUCCUUGAAUCAUCUCAAAAGCUUCUGACUCCUCACAAACAACUCUUUAUAACCUAAGGGAAAGUAAUACCUCAGCAGCUUAGGAAAAGUGGAGAAUGAAUUCAGUGUUUUUUGUCCUGAUCAUUUUGCCCCUCAUUUACUCCAUUCAUGGUGGAAUAAUUCAUGGCGGACAUGGAGGCGGAGGUGGACAUGGUUUCGUUUUUCACGACGAUGAACUGGAUCAUGGAGCAAGUUUUAUUGGUGGACACGGAGGAGGCCACAAAGGAAUUGGAGGAGGUCAUGGAGGUGGAUUAAUAUUGGGUCAUGGUGGAGGUGGAAAAGUUCUCAUUGCUCAUGAAAUUGGCGAAUAUGGAGGUCACGGAUUAAGUGGUGGUCAUGGUGGCUUGGGCGGUGGCCACGGUGGUGGUCAUGGUGGACUUGGUGGGGGUCAUAUUAGCUUAGGAGGUGGUCACGGUGGUGGCCAUGGUGGACUUGGCGGUGGUCACGGAGGAUUAGGAGGUGGCGGAGAUGUUAUAACUGUGCCUAUAGUGAAGCAUGUACCAGUUGUUAAACACGUUCCAGUUGUGAAAAAUGUAAAAGUUGUGAAACAUGUGCCAAUUGUAAAGCAUGUACCAGUGGUUCAACAUCUUACUGUCAUAACAGGGGGUGGUGGGGGAGGAAGUGGAUUAGGAGGUGGACAUGGAGGAUUAGGAGGAGGACAUGGAGGAUUGGGAGGUGGACAUGGAGGAUUAGGAGGAGGACAUGGAGGAUUAGGAGGAGGACAUGGUGGUGGUCACGGUGGAUGGUGGUGAUUGCUUAAAACGCAAUGCAGUUUUAAUAGCCAUAGUACCGAAAUUCACUUAAGUUUUACACUCAGAGGAAAGUAAUUUGCAUAAUUAUGCACAAUUUUUAAGCUAAAAACGAAAGUAUAAUUUCACAGUUGCAUCGAAUUUUGCGAAACGUAGAAGCUGAAAACGAAUACAUGGAGUUUACUUUUCCUUUGCAAUGCUUCUUUAUUCAAUUUAACCAUAAGUUUUCUUUAAAUAGCAGUUUUGGACUUCUUUUUUGGUAUGACACGACAACCUUGUUGAAUAUUGAUUUUAAAUUCAUGUUAAUUAUGCAAUUCAUAGAUUUACCCGCGAGAUGCAACAAACAUGUCGAUAAGAAUUGAAUUUUUCAUAUCCUUUAAAAAUUACUCUCAUCAGAUUGGUACUGCUUUUAUGUUCCAGUAUUUCAGCAACAUAUUAUAUUAGAAAAUGAAUUGUGAGAUUAAAAUGUUUUGUGAUUUUGCCGUAAAAUCUGCUUCAAUAUGAGAGAAAAAUUGAGAAACUGGGCAUAAUUCCAGACGGAAUCAUGUAUUAUAUUUUAACUGAUUUGUAUCGUUUCAAUGAUAGCACUAUUGAUGCAAGUCUUUGCUUUGCUAUAUGAUAGAAGUUACAGAGCUUCUGAAACCUUUGUAAAUAUCAUUAACUAUAUAUCUGUCAAAUGUUUUGUGAACUAGAUAAUAGUAAUAAAUAUUUCAAUUUAUUUUAUUUAUUUGUGUUUUGACUUAAAAAAUUGUAAUAAAUGUAGUAUUACAA